This is a messenger RNA of Equus quagga, 2387 nucleotides long. RefSeq names its product epsin 1 (gene EPN1). The record is from RefSeq and is a predicted model, not a curated record. Gene Ontology annotation, biological process: endocytosis. Gene Ontology annotation, molecular function: clathrin binding; phospholipid binding. NCBI's taxonomy places the organism in Eukaryota, Metazoa, Chordata, Mammalia, Perissodactyla, Equidae. Gene Ontology annotation, cellular component: clathrin vesicle coat; endosome; plasma membrane.
CCGCUCGGCGGCUCCCCUCCCCUGCCCGGCUCUCCGCGCCCAUCCCGGGCGCCGGGCCGGCGGGGCCGUCGGCGUGCGGCCCUCGGUGCGUCCGCGCGUGUGCCCAAGCGAGCCUCCGCGUCCGCCACCCGCGGCCCUGCGCGCGCCCCGCGACAUCGAGGCCGAGCGGGGGCAGGGGGCUGCCCGCCAUGACCCCCCAGAGUCCGGCGUGAGGGGGCCGAGGGGUCACAUCCCCCUCGCUGCUGCUGGCCACCAUGUCGACCUCAUCGCUACGGCGCCAGAUGAAGAACAUCGUCCACAACUACUCAGAGGCUGAGAUCAAGGUCCGAGAAGCCACAAGCAAUGACCCCUGGGGCCCGUCCAGCUCCCUCAUGUCGGAGAUCGCCGACCUCACGUACAAUGUUGUCGCCUUCUCGGAGAUCAUGAGCAUGAUCUGGAAGCGGCUCAAUGACCACGGCAAGAACUGGCGACAUGUCUACAAGGCCAUGACACUGAUGGAGUACCUCAUCAAGACUGGCUCAGAGCGUGUGUCACAGCAGUGCAAGGAGAACAUGUAUGCUGUGCAGACACUGAAGGACUUCCAGUAUGUGGACCGUGACGGCAAGGACCAGGGUGUGAAUGUGCGCGAGAAGGCCAAACAGCUGGUGGCCCUGCUGCGUGAUGAGGACCGGCUGCGGGAGGAGCGCGCCCACGCGCUCAAGACGAAGGAGAAGCUGGCGCAGACUGCCACGGCCUCCUCGGCAGCCGUGGGCUCGGGGCCCCCACCCGAGGCGGAGCAGGCGUGGCCACAGAGCAGCGGGGAGGAGGAGCUGCAGCUGCAGCUGGCCCUGGCCAUGAGCAAGGAGGAGGCUGACCAGCCCCCGUCCUGCGGCCCUGAGGAUGACGUCCAGCUCCAGCUGGCCCUUAGUUUGAGCCGUGAGGAACACGAUAAGGAAGAGCGGAUCCGCCGCGGGGACGACCUGAGGCUGCAGAUGGCCAUAGAAGAGAGCAAGAGGGAGACAGGGGGCCAGGAGGAGUCGUCCCUCAUGGAUCUCGCUGACGUCUUCACGGCCCCAGCUCCUCCGCCAGCCUCAGACCCCUGGGGGGGCCCAGGGCCCAUGGCGGCUGCUGUCCCCACGGCUGCCCCCACCUCAGACCCUUGGGGGGGACCUCCUGUCCCUCCGGCUGCUGAUCCCUGGGGUGGCCCUGCUCCCACACCGGCCUCGGGGGACCCCUGGAGGCCUGCUGCCCCCUCAGGGCCCCCGGUUGACCCUUGGGGUGGGACCCAGGCCCCUGCAGCUGGAGAGGGGCCCACGCCCGACCCGUGGGGGAGCUCAGACGGUGGGGCCCCAGUUGGCGGACCCUCGGCUUCUGACCCCUGGGCCCCGGCCCCGGCCUUCUCGGACCCCUGGGGGGGGUCACCUGCCAAGCCCAGCACCAAUGGCACCGCAGCAGUCUCGGGGUUUGACGCGGAGCCUGAUGAGUUCUCUGACUUUGACCGACUGCGCACGGCCCUGCCGCCCUCUGGCAGCAGCACGGGGGAGCUGGAGCUGCUUGCUGGAGAGGUACCCGCCCACAGCCCUGGGGCAUUUGACAUGAGUGGGGUCGGGGGCUCUCUGGCUGAGGCUGUGGGGAGCCCCCCACCUGCAGCCGCCCCAACGCCCACGCCGCCCACUCGGAAGACACCGGAGUCAUUCCUGGGGCCCAACGCAGCGCUCGUUGACCUGGACUCCCUGGUGAGCCGGCCGGGCCCCACGCCGCCAGGAGCCAAGUCCUCCAACCCCUUCCUGCCGAGUGGAGCCCCAGCCACCGGCCCCUCCAUCACCAACCCCUUCCAGCCCGCGCCCCCUGCGACGCUCACCCUGAACCAGCUCCGCCUCAGCCCUGUGCCCCCAGUCCCUGGAGCGCCACCGACAUACAUCUCUCCCCUUGGCGGGGGCCCCGGGCUGCCCCCCAUGAUGCCCCCAGGCCCCCCAGCCACCAACACUAAUCCCUUCCUCCUAUAAUCCAGGGCGGGAGGGGGACUCGGCCUGGCCCAGCCUCCCCCUGUCUGCUCCCUGGGAGACCAGUGUUGUGAGUGCAUGUGAAGCGGGGGACCCUGCCCCCACCCCAGCGCCCUUCCCCUCCUGGGGCCCACUCACACUACACCCUCUUCCUACGUUCCCCUGCCCCACUUCCCGGGGGAGAAACUGGACAAGGGGGAUGGGGAGAGGUGCUGGACGGAGGAGGACCCCUUCCCAUGGCAUUAGAAAGGGGAGGACAGCUGGGGGCCCCUGCUCUUUCUCCCUCCCUUCAGCUCCUGAUGGGCCCCUCAAUCAGUGUUUGAGCCUCCUCCCCCUCACAUACCCCUCGGUGAAUCCUUGGUGAUGAUUUUGGCAACUUUGGGAAUAAAUGGCAAUUCUCACGGG